AUGACCGAUACUACCACCGCACCCGUUGUUGAGGCCCCUGUUGCCGUCCCCGCCGUCACCAAGGAGGAGACUACCCCCGCUGCCGCUGUUGAGACCGCUGCUGCCCCCGAGGUCGCCAAGGAGGCCGUCGCCGCCGAGGCCGUCGCCACUGAGGCUACCUUCUCGACCGCUGUCGAGCCCUCUGAGAACCCCGUCUUGAACGGAGAUGGCACCCCUCUCGAGGCUGCUGCUGCCACCGAGGAGACCCCUGCCAUCGUCAUUGUCGAGGAGACCACCACUGAGGUCGUUGCUACCCCCACCACCGAAGAGGCCGCCGCUGCCUCCACUUCCAAGGCCGAUAAGAAGAAGUCCUGGAUCAGCAAGCUCACCAGCAGCUUUAAGAAGUUGUCGGACAAGAAGCCCAAGGUCGAGAAGGCCGAGAAGGCUGCUCCCGCCCCCGCUGACAAGCCCGCAGCUGCCGACCCUGUCGAGACUACUGCCGCUGCUGAGGAGACUCCUGCUGUUACCGCUGCCGUCGAGGAAGCCGCCCCCGUCGUUGCUGCCACUGAGGAGGCCGCUGCCUCCACCCCCGCUGUUGUCGAGGAGGUCGUUGCUGUCAUCGUUGAGGAAGUUCCUGCUACUGCUACCGAGGCCGAGGUUGUUGCUGCCGCUGAGGAAGUCGUCACUCGUGCUGAGGAGGUCGCUACCACUGCAGCUGAGGAGGCCGCUGCUGAGCUCCCUGCCAUCCCCGCCACCGCCGAGAAGGCCUCUGUGCCCCUUUCCUCCAAGAUCAGCAAGCGCUUCUCGAUCGGAUUCUUCAAGAACAAGAAGGAGAAGAAGGAGAAGGCCGUUGCUGCCACCACUGAGGAGAAGGUCGAAGAGAAGGCUGAGCCCGUCGCUGAGGUUGCUGAGACUGAGGCUGCUGCUACCCCCGCUGUUGCCGAGGCUGAGGUCGCCCCCGCUGCCCCCGCCAAGGAGGAGACCCCCGCUGUUGUUGAGGAAGCUACCCCCGUUGUCCCCGAGUCUGCUGUUGAGAAGACUGCCGUCGCUGUUGCCGCCCACUAA
This is a messenger RNA of Linnemannia hyalina, 1044 nucleotides long. NCBI's taxonomy places the organism in Eukaryota, Fungi, Mortierellomycota, Mortierellomycetes, Mortierellales, Mortierellaceae. The record is from the annotation of a GenBank genome assembly.